UAUACUGGCAAGAUGCCGUCGCCAGCAAUAAAUAAAACAGGACGCAGUGUUGCCAAUACGCUGCAACUCCUGGCAAUCGCUCUCUCCUGCUGCUGUCUGCUGGUGAAUGGCCAACAGCAGCAACAGCAACAGCAGCAGCAGCAGCAACACUUGAAGUACCAGCAAUUGCAAUAUCAAAUGCAGCAGCAAUAUGAAUACCAGCAGCAGCAGCACUAUCAGCAGCAAUUCCAACAGCAGCAGCAACAGCAACAGCAGCAACAUCAACAGCAGCAGCAGCAAUUGACACCCACAGCAGCAUUGGUACAGCAGCAGCAACAAAAGCAGCAACAUGAGGAGCAAAUCGACCUGCUGUCCACUCAGCCAACUCAGCUCCUUCAGACGGGUGUCUCCCUGAUUGUGGACGAUGGCAAGGGAUCCGGUGAUGGCAGCGGAAGCGGAAGUGGAAGUGUAACCGGAACCGGAACCAAUCGCCGACGCAUUGCCCAGUUGGGAACGCGCAAGCGAAAGCGUCGUCCUCAACUCCCGCUGGCCACCAUGGGCGCCAACGAGGAGGACUCGGAUACCAAUUCCAAUUCCGGCUCCGGUUCCGCCUACUGGCGUGGUCAUGUGGAGGAUGAUGCGGAUGCCCUGCGCCGGCGAAAGCAACCACUGGUGCGGGAACCCAUGGCAGCCCUGGAGCGGGAUCGAGAGAAGCAUCGCCAGCGAGUGGCAGAGCCCACGGAUGCCACGGCCCAGGCCAGCAGCAGCAAAGCCUAUCGUCGUCCCUAUGGCCAGGCCAAGAGGGAACCGAUACCUUCUGUCCUGCCGGAGAGUGGCUUGCCGGUGGCCACCAAGACAUCGGUGGAUCUGAAGAAUAUUCUCAAGAAUUCCGGUGGCCUGUCCCUAAGCGAGAUCCUGCAGCAAAAGAAUCUCUCACUGGACGACCUGCUCAAGGGCAAGCAGAAUGCUUUGCUGGCUCUACAGACCACAGCCGUGGCACCGGCCUCUACAUAUUCCUCGCCAGCGGAGAGCUCCUCCUCCUCAUCCUCGGCGGUGGUGGGCUACAGAAAGUCACCCAUACAGCUGAAUAAGCAGGGUGUCCGUCGAUUGCCGGCUGCCUACACCACCGCCACCUCGUCCUCCUCCUCUGCCACCAGCAGCUCUGGGAAUGAGGAGGAACGGGAGGCCACCAAGAACAAGGCGGGGAAAUAUCCCAAUGCCCUGCAGCGCUUGAAGCUCUUUGGUAGCUCUUCCAGGGAGAGCAGCACCACAAGACGCAUUGGUAUUGGCAGCUCCAGCCUAAGCCCCACCACCAGUAGCAGCACCACCACAACCACCACCACUCGAGUGCCGCUCUACAAGAAGCGACAGCAUCUAAGGUCAACAUUGAAGCCACCAGGACUCUUUAAGCCCAUUAUGAGUACUCCAACCACGACCACGACGAUAGCAGCGGCGGCGGCAAGCACCACACAGGAGGCGGAGACCAGCACAGUGUAUUCCUCCACAACCACAGCGGCUAGUAGCCAGGAGCAGAGCGAGGAGGAGGAGGUGCAGGAGAAGGAACAGGAUCGGGAGCAGGAGCAGGAUCAGGAGCCGGCCGAGGAGCAGCAAGAGCAGGAUCAGGAGCAAGAGCAGGAACCAGAGCAAACGGAGGAGGCUAACUCGCAGCAGGAGCCAGACGAGGAGCACGAAGAGCAACCGGGUUCUGGGGAAAGCAGUCCUCCAACCGAUGCUUCACCAGUUCCAUCGUCUGCCCUGCCUCCUGGCAAUCCCCGCUAUCGCCUGCGCAAUUCCAGCAUCAAGGAUCCGAAUCAGAAGCGUCUCAAGGACAACUUUAUAGGUCACCACUACGAUCACAAUGUGGUGGACAGUGUGGAGGAGCUGGAUCAGCCAGAGAGUGGACCCAGCUCUACAGUUUCAGCAGCAGGAAAGGAACCGCCUGUGAAUAGGAGCAGUGAGCAGGAGAUGAACGAUGGGGACGAUGAGCUGGAGAAUUUCUUUGACGAAGUGGAGAGUCAUACGCAUCAUACUAGGGUGCCUGCACCACCUGCUGCUCCACCUGCUGCUUCUCCCACUGCCAUUGCAACUGCUCCUGCACCCUCUUCCUCCUUUGAGCCACCAUUAGCAGUGGCUCCUUCACCAUCAUCCUUUCCCAUGCCUGGAAAACCGUCACAGCUCAACAUCAUUGACGAUGUGGACGAUCGCACUGAUCUCCUUGAACUGAUCGAGGAUCGACGGUCGGGUAAUCGCCUAUUCAAGGUGUUGGAGCAACGCAAUAUGACUUUGGAGGAGCUAAUCGAGCAUAGGAAACGUGGUUCCAGCCAGCUUCAUCUAUCCACCAUUGUGAGUGGCGGCGAUGAGCAUUCACGGCUGUAUCCUGGCCAGAAAGUACUGCUGCAGGACAACAUGGACAUUGUCACCGCCUUCGAGAACUUCCCACACUUCAAUCUGAUGGAUCUGAAGAGCGUCAAGCCGGACGAGAUUAAGACGGAUUCGCAGGGAUCCAGCUACUUCACCUCCAUCAUUGACAUUGAGCCCAAUGAUGAGAUGAUGAAGCCAUCGAAUGGAAAUCGAGGUAUAACGGCCUUGCGCCUGCGCCAACAGCGCCAGCGUCAGCAGAGAUCCAAGGGGGCGGGAAUGGUUAUGGCAAAAGCAGUGGCAGUGGCAGGAGAGGAGGAGGCAAGGUCAGGUCGAGAUGCGGGUCAACGAGCGGGUCCAAGAGCGGGUCCAAGAGCGGGUCCAGUAGCAGACCCAGGAGCAGGUCGAGGAGCAGGUCAAGGAGUUGGUCCAGGAGCAGUUUAA
This is a messenger RNA of Drosophila serrata, 2781 nucleotides long. RefSeq lists its product as uncharacterized. NCBI's taxonomy places the organism in Eukaryota, Metazoa, Arthropoda, Insecta, Diptera, Drosophilidae. The record is from RefSeq and is a predicted model, not a curated record.